AAAGUAAUUCUUUAGGCGGUAGAGUUCGUAAAUCGUCACCCGACCUUGUUCGAUCAUCUCUUUCCCUUUGGCAUAAUGCCACAAUCAAAUUGUCGUCACUCCAUAAGAACAUACAUUGCGUACUUUUUUCCACUGGUUGAAUAAUGCUUCAGUAGUUCGCAAGCAAUGUAUUAUGAGUCAUGAAGUUCGUUCGGUGUUUACGUAGAUUUCAGACGCUGAUCUGAAGUUGUAUUCAGCGAGUCGUAAAGAACGACUUACAGUGUGCGAGAGAAACGCUGGCUUGUGGACGCGUUUACUGCUAAUUACAAAAAUUAAUAUUAAAAAAUAUUUAAGCUGGAAUUAAAAUAAUCAGAAAUCAAGAAAUGGUGUUCAAAAUUUGCAAAAUAAUGUGUUAAUUUGUCAAAAUGUGUGAAAAGUUUCACAAAAGAAAAUUACACUUGUGUUCAUUAUGUCAAUAAUGUAUUGAAUAAAAUUAAUUAUUUAAAACUGAACAAAUGGUAUUGUAAUUAACAAGUGUGUAAUCGUGGACUAUUGCAAUAAUUACUCAGUUUGAAAACGAAUUAAAAUAAAAUUCGUCAUGCCUUUUAUAGUGAAACUAAUUUCAGUUUUUAAGGAAUACUUAUUUGGGAAAGAGAUUUGAUGAACAAUGACAUAGUCAACAUUUUUAUUAGAAAAAACAUUCUUAGGAAACUUUACGCAAUUAAUAAUCAUAAAUAUUGAUUUUGUUUGCCAUCAAAUACCAAAUAAUACGUGCUAAAAUAAUACACAAAAAAAUCUACUCACCACCAAGACUUGGCAUAGGCAAACCAAACUGUUGCCAAUUACAUCUUCUGCGUUUUUCCACCCAAGUGUCCGGCAAUCCCAUAGUGACUUUGAAAUAAACGGGAUUGGAGCUUUCAGUUGAGUGCGUGACCACGGAAGUGUCGUGUCCUGAUGGCUGCUAUAACCACGAAAGACCACGGUGAUGAUGCGCCCACACCCUUUGAAGAAGCCCUGGACAAAACAGGCAAUGGCCUCUACAACAUUCUCCUGGUGAUGACCUGUUCCCUCAUACUCCUGGCCAUCGGAGUGGACCUGUUCGGCUUCAGCCUCGUGGUGGCAGCAGCCUGCGACCUGAACCUCACCGUCACGCAGAAGGGGAUCCUCACCUCCUUGCCUUUCGUUGGCAUCCUCUUGGUCUCGUACCUGUGGGGCUACGUGUCAGACACGAAGGGUCGUCGGUUCACGCUGGUGAUACCGCUACUGCUCUCCUUCAUACUAUCCUGCAUCAGCAGCCUGUCUCCGCACUGGCUGUUCUUGGGAUUCGUUAAGUUCCUAUGUGUUUGCUUUGCCUGUGCAGCUAACUCAGCAACGUACACGCUUGUGGGAGAGUCAUGUACGGCGCGAGUGAGGAACCGGUACAUGCUGCUGAUGACCUGCCUCAUACUCCUGUCUCCUGCUGUAGCUGGAGUAAUGACAUACCCAACCCUGAAACUGGACUUCGCAGUGGAGAUGUCCUGGUUCAGCAUCGUCUACAGACCUUGGAGGCUACUCCUCGUAGUCCUGGCGUUACCAUCAGGGUUGGGAGCACUAGCCAUCUACUUCUUCUGCGAGUCUCCUAAGUUCUUGUUCAAUUCUGGGAGAAGUAAAGAAGCUUUGGAUGUGCUGAGGCAUAUCCAUGCAGUCAAUCAUAGGAAUUCUAAGGAAGAAUAUACGGUCCAUUCCUUCGCCCAAGGCGACUACACUCCAAGGAAGGAAAUGUCCCUCAUCAAGGCCAUGUUCGAGCAAAGCGCCCCCCUCUUCCGCACCCCCUACCUCUGGAGGAGCCUCCAGCUGUUCUACAUCGUCGCCGUCGUGUACAUCACAAACAACAGCUUCUUGGUGUGGCUGCCUUAUAUACUGAAUCUAAUCAGGAUAACAAUGGAGAAUGGAACUGCCAAUGGGAACAUCUGUUCAUUAAUUAGCAGGCCGAUACUGGAAGUAGGCAAUGCGACGACGAAAAUUGCAACUACAGAAGUCUGCACUGGCACGAUAGAGCAGAACGUGAUCCUUACUCUCAUCGCCUCCCAAUCUAUCUUCGCGUUCUUCAACUUCCUGAUCUCCUACCUCCAAGAUCACAGGAAGACGGUCCUCAUCAGCAUCCUGACGCUGUCCUCCAUCAGCGGGACCUGCCUCAACCUGGUCCCGGAGCCGAUCUCCAGCGUCUUCUUCUUCAUGAUGUUCACCUGUACUUGCUUAGGAAUGGGGAUCUUGGCCUCUUAUUUUGUGGAUGUGUAUCCUACUUCUUAUAGGGGGAUGGCUGCCUGCCUCAGCAUCAUGGUGGGUCGCAGCAGCACCUUCAUCGGCAUCAACGUGGUGGGGAACCUGAUCUUCCACCACUGCCAGAUCACCUUCUACUUCUGGUCUUUACUUGUUUUAAGCAGCGUCGUAGCCGCUUGGUUCUUGCCACCAGACAAGCCAGCUCUUUCCAAACCCAGUGGGGUGUGACCUCACUCCCUGAAGCAACUUGCCCUUCAUCUGUGAUCUUUAUAUUAAGCUAUAAUUAAGUGAUAUCAUUUGAUGAUGUAUGCUAACGAAAGUGUUAUGACUGGACUGCUGGUAUGGUGUUUAAUAGCCCUGACUGCUACACCGGAGGACGAAGGUUUGAUUCAAUCCCAGGAAAAAUGUUUCUGUGAUGAUCAAUUGUUUUGUGCUUUUAUGUAAGUCAUCUAUAACAUGUAUGUAUUUAGAAAUGUAUAAGUAUAUUUUUCAGUUGACUAGUACUCAUAAUACAAGCUUUUGCUAAGUUUGAGACUAGAUGGCGCUGUGUGAAAGUUUUAUAAUAUUAUAUUAUGAGUUGAGCGAUUAAGUAGAUUUAAAGCUUUUGGUUUCUAGCUGUUCAAGAUAAUAAUUAAGCAAUAUUAAGAUAAUAGCGUUUUGUACAGUAUUUUUUUACUUUUGAAAUUGUUUUUGAGAUAAGGUGAACAUUGUUCUUGAAAUAUUAUUGAAUUUACACUUAUUAAAUUGAUGAAGUGUAGUGUGUGUCGAGUUUAUGUUCUGUUGUAGUUUUUACUGUUUGCGUUUUCAGAAACUAGUAAAAAAAUAAAAUCAGUGUAGGUUUUUAUUUUUCUGAGAAGUCACUUUAGAAAAGUUACGUCCUCACAUACUUCCUUAUAUUUGAGCGAUUCAGACGUCAUUUGUAAAAGCGCUAUUUCUGUGAGGGUUUCAUAUUUUUUAUAGGUAUGAAGUAUAAUUUAGUAACAAAAAUGUAUACUUUUAUACUAAUGAACUACACUGAGAGUAGAACAUUUCAAUGUUUAUGACUGUGUUUAUGACCAAAAAAGUAUAUGUGUGAGUUAGGGUCAAAAGCCCCACUGAAGGGGUUGAAAAAUAUCCUUGUGGCCAUUUGGUCAUUCCAAAAAAUCUGUUGAAAUUGAUCUUGGAUUUUAUGCAUCAAACUGCAUUGUGAAUAAUGAAAAAUCCUAAUAACAAUCUAAAUGUUUUUUUUAAUCAUUUUUUUUUGUAUUUUGUAGGUAAUAUAAAAGAGAAUGGAUCACUAGGAUUUAACUUGCUUGAAAAAUAUUGUUAAAUCGAAAGCUUACUGUCAUAGAUCAAAAUAAAAACUGUUUAGAUUAUGUAAUGUCAUUUAUUAAAAUAUCUUUUCAUUUGUAAAGCGUUUUCUAAAAUUACAUCCUCUUACGUUUGAAACGUUUCUAAAACACUCCAAAUGUUUUUAAAUCACAGACAAUUGUGAAUGUUUCGUUAAAAUGGCCUCCAGAAAAAAAAACUUUUAUUAAACUAAUGUUGAUCAUACUACAUCCCUUUCUAACCGUCAUCUAUUCUUGUCAUACGUUUAAAGUUAGAAAGAGAUCUAGUGAAACGAAUGUGUAGUCAAUAUAGACGUGAUUUUUUCUUUAAAAAUGGCCAAAAUUAUUCAAAAUUCAUUUCAGCUAUAAGUCUCUUUAAAAGAGCUUCAAUAAGAGUAUAUUUCUAAUCAAUUUUAUUCCUCUAAAAAUAAAUAUAAAAAAUCUUAUAA
Trichoplusia ni (cabbage looper) is the source of this 3994-nucleotide messenger RNA. RefSeq names its product putative transporter svop-1. The record is from RefSeq and is a predicted model, not a curated record. NCBI's taxonomy places the organism in Eukaryota, Metazoa, Arthropoda, Insecta, Lepidoptera, Noctuidae. Gene Ontology annotation, molecular function: transmembrane transporter activity. The transcript has 10 exons. Gene Ontology annotation, biological process: transmembrane transport. Bases 934 to 2466 code for a protein of 510 amino acids.